Molecule: messenger RNA, 1208 nt
Organism: Gasterosteus aculeatus aculeatus (three-spined stickleback)
Lineage: Eukaryota; Metazoa; Chordata; Actinopteri; Perciformes; Gasterosteidae
Product: AN1-type zinc finger protein 5
Molecular function (GO): DNA binding; zinc ion binding
Source: RefSeq, a predicted model, not a curated record
GAACGCACCACGUAAAACAAAACAGAUGCCACCACGAAUCAGCGACGGAGGACGCCAACGAAAUUAACCAGCAGUGCUCCCAGGCGGAGUGGAGUCUUACGUUUUAUUUCGGGACUGACCAGAGAGCCACAAACACGACUUACCUAGACGGCCCUAGUUAAUUAGCCCCGAGGUAAAUGCAGGCACCCCGUCGAUCAACAAGUUUCAAGAAGAAAACAUCGUUUCUCGGACACGCGGUACACCAGCCGGCAGACAUCAUGGCCCAGGAGACCAAUCAGAGCCUAGUUCCUACACCCUGUGCUAAUGGCUGUGGUUUCUAUGGCAACCCUAGGACUAAUGGCAUGUGCUCUGUCUGCCACAAGGAGCACCUGUCGAGGCAGAACAAUGGAUCAGUCAGUACUUUGACUGCCCUUGGUGGCAGCGGCGGCGCCGCAGCUGAGGCCUCUGCCAUGCAGAGGUUAGAGGCCACCCUGAAUAAUGCCGCAGCAGCUGCGGUCGCUGCUGCAGAGUCGGCCGCCGAGGCCGCUGCCUCUGCUCAGGCUGCUGCCAGCGAGGCGUUCAGUGGCGUUUCAACUGCGGUGUCUGUAACGCAGCAGAUGACUGAGAUGAGUCUCUCCCGUGAGGAGAAAGGAGCAACAGGGAGCAAAGUAGAGCUCUCAGAGCCAGUUUUGACUCAGCCCACAUGCUCAGCCGCUCACCCCUCCACCGCUGACAGUGACCAGUCCAAAGAGCCCGAGCCCCAAAAACCCAAGAAGAAUCGCUGCUUUAUGUGCCGCAAGAAGCUCGGCCUCACAGGUUUUGACUGCCGCUGUGGGAAUCUGUUCUGUGGAAUUCACCGUUACUCAGAUAAGCACAACUGUCCGUACGACUACAAAGCCGAAGCUGCUGACAAGAUUCGCAAAGAGAACCCCGUGGUGGUGGCUGAGAAGAUCCAGAGAAUAUGAACGGGACUCUCCGUUUGACUUUGAACACUGGGAUCUAAUUGGCUUUAAAGAAAGAAAAGAAUGGACUUGAGCCCAACCUUCAUCCUGAAGGACCUGUCCCCCCCUCCCCCCUCCCCUUGUUUGUUUUGAAUUCAAGCUCCCUCCCCCCAGUGCAUGAGAGUUCACAUAUUUUCAGCUUUCAUUGUUGGUCAUGUGUGCGUCUAACACUUUUGAAGGGUUGUGUGUGUGUGUGUGAGGAGGAGGAGGAGGAGGAGGAGGAGGAGG